GCCUAUCCCAGCCGUGCAGGCGCAAUGAACGCAUCACUGCGGCUGUAGUAGGCGCUGCUGCACGACAGGGACGGGACCGUGCUGUACAGCGUGUAACUGAGCCUGCAGUGGGACUUUCCUAUACAGCGGGACACACCCGGAGCGCUGCAGCGGACUCGCACGCCCUGCUGCGGGCUGGGCUGUAGGUGCUGUCCUGCAAUGUGGCGCUCUCUGUAAGCGACUGCCCGUCUUCACGCCGCUUUUGGGGGUUCGUGCUGCUCGAGCGAUACCGAACUGCCUCGUGCACUGCGGGAUGCUGGGCUGGGGGGCGGCGAGUCCUUUGAUGAUGAUGUAAUCAUGUAGUGAUGUAAUGUUGAAGUCACAACGCUAUCGUAGUUAUUAUAAUCUCUCCCCCAGGCUCAGGGACCCGCGCCGCACUACGCGUGAAGAUUAUAUUAUCCCGAAUCAAUGACGUGAACGUGCAGAGGAGUCGGAAGUGUUUCAGCAUCUGAGGGGGGGUCACACAGCGAUGCGAAGGAAACCGAGACAGGAAUACAAGCUGAUCACUGGGAUCUCAUUCCUUUUUUAAAAUGUAUUUUUGGGUUCUGCAAAUUUAGCCUCGUCUUCACGUGUUCGGUGGAGGAAGCCCAAGACAGAAGCACAGAACCGGACCUGAAGAAUCCAGCAGCCGGCCCGGGUCUCUUAAUUCUGCUCCUAAAGAGUGCUAUUAAUUUAUUUUUUUCACAUGAAUUAUUUGCGGAUCAUGUCAACACCUCUGCCUGACCUGGGUGAUUAUAACGCGCGUUGCUCAUCGGGGUGAUAUCGGUGUUCCUGGGAUGUACUCGCGCGGGCCUCACGAUACAUUAAUGUCUGUCUAAUAAAACUCUGAGACUGAGACAGGAAUAAGAAUAAUAAUAAUAAUAAUAAUAACGAAAGCGGAUUUUUUUUCUGGAUACAAUGUUUUUAAAGCAUGGUAUAUAAUCUGCUGUUUUUGCAUUUUACUGGAUAUUUAAAUGCAAUGACCUCAAAAACUGGGUUCAAAGCGGAUAUCUGCACGAUCGAUCAUAUCCGACAUUUUUAAAUUGCCGGCGCCUGGGUACACUCGAGUCCCUGGUGUGAAAAGAGCGGGCUGAUUGAGAAAACGUUCACUCGGGGGUCCGAACAGCAGUUAGUGUUAUUCCUGUGCGCGUGUAGGCUAUUUAUUUAUUUAUUUAUUUACAAAAACAAAACACAGUUUUUACAGUUUUGAUUCGAUCCCCUCACUCUGUUUUUAGGAACUCGGUUGACACACAGAGAGCUGCAUUGAAGCAUCUCGCUGUGGAAAUACAACGUGAACCUGCAGCGAUCCACCACGUGGUAUGCAACGCCUGCAUGAAGUCGUGCUGUCCAUUCUGUACAGAUCUCUUUCCGCUAGUGUUUUUAAAUCGCGACACUGUGUUUCAGACGAAACGUUUUCGGCAGUAUAUUGAGCAUGGUAACACAAUGGUUUAAUAAUAAUAAACGUCCUACAAAAUAUAUACAUUUAACACUGUGUGUGUUUAACCCGAGAUCUAAGCUGUUACCGGCUAUUCCACUCGCUUUUAUUUGAGUGCAAAGCCAUUAACACCCUGCGCCGGUGAAAACCAUAAAUCCUGCAGAUCCACAACCCGCGUCAUCGUCAAGACUCACGAGACACGGACAGGCUCUAUAAAUAACUCGCACUUUGGAUUUCCACGUGACCACGCUAAAUGAUGACGUGCACCCAUUCCCGGCACCUCCUCCGAUUCAUAAUAAAACGCUGAAGCAGAGAGGCGAUGUCCUGAAAGCCCGGAGUCCCGGAGCUGCACGCACGGGUGUUUUUUUAAAAGCUAGUACAACAGUGAAACUGUCAUUUUGAAUUCCCAAGAGCACCCCUCCCCUCUCCCCUCCCUUCAUAUCAACAGGAAUAAUGAUGUAUAUCAUUUUAAUUACCCGCAACACAGACAGUACAGCACAUCCGUGUUGGAUUAUUUAACAGUUUGUUUUAAAAGGAUCGAAACACGUGAUUCGCGUGGCAUUGCAGCUGGCACACCACCUUCUGGAGAAGCUUGUUUUUUUUCUGUUACCGGUUUGAAAAUGAGCCUGAAAGGUCGCAUUGAGUUCUGACCGGGUUCUGAUGAUACCAGACAGACCCCCUUUAAAAAAAAAUAGUUUGGCUUGGUUCUGGAAUGUUCAAACCUGACCGUGUUCUGAUGAAACGGACUUCGGGAGGUUCUGGAUGAGUUCUCCUGGCUCUGUGCUCUAAACCGGGCUUGGACCUGGUUCUGAACGGUUUUGAGAAUCCGAGCUCUGAAGCAGACUGGAAAGCUUUGGACUGAAAGGCUGUGGUUUGUGGAGCCCGGUUCUGAAGGACUGAACUUGUGACCGUUGAUGAUGGAACUGUAAAGACUGUUCAGAAAUUUCACUCUUGGAAGUUUCCAGCAGAUUUUUGUCUCCCUUUAAACUUUCUUAAAAAAAACAAACAAAGUUUGAAGAAUGGUUCUGAAGGCUGUUGGACCUCCCCUUUGAAAGCUGAGCCUGUGUGACGGCCCCGGACCCAGCCCCCCCCUCUCCCUGCCAUGCCCUCCCCCUCGCUCUCCCCUCACUCUCUGAGCCCCGGGCUCUCUCUCUCUCGCAGUGUUUCCCAGCUCGGGGCUCAGCGCGCUCGCACUCAGCUGCUCCUGGCGCUGGGCGUGGUGCAGAUGGGUCUGGGCUCCAUGAUCGUGACGGUCAGCUUCGUGGCCGUGGCCUUCACCUCCUCCCCCAAGGUCCGCCACGCCUGCCCCUUCUGGGCCGGCUUCUUCGUGGUGGUGUCGGGGCUGGUGGGAGUGAUCUCGUGGAGACGGCCAUUAACUCUCGUGGUGUCGCUGUUCAUGCUGCUCUCGGCUGUGUGUGUGAUCCUCAGUCUGGCCGGGUCCAUCCUGUCUUGUCAGAACGCUCAGUUCGUCAAGUCCAUGGAAAAGUGUAACAUGGAUCUCCAGCCUGCCUCUGCUGGGAGGCUGUGUGUUUGUGGAAUCGGAGACACUCUGAAGCUCUACCACUACAAGGACUGCUUCACCGUGCGCAUGGCUCUCAAGGACCUGCUGUUCAGUGCCUGUGGUCUCAGUAUCCUGUCCACUAUUAUCUGCAGCCUCUCCACAGUGAUCUGCUGCAUUCACAUCUUCUCUCUGGACCUGCUUCACAUGAUGGUGCCUCACCGCUCUCGCUCGGUCAACCCAGAAUGCACCACUCCGCAGGACGCCUUUCUGGCCAACAUGAUGGACUUCGAGGAAUUCGUCCCGCCAGUGCCGCCCCCCCCCUACUACCCCCCCGAGUACACCUGCAGCUCCGAGACCGACGCGCAGAGUAUCACCUAUAACGGAUCUAUGGAGAGUCCGGCCCCUCUCUACCCCACAGACUGCCCUCCUCCCUACGAGGCUGUGAUGGGACAGAGAGCCGGGAGCCAGGCCACCGUGUUCGAUGCCUACGUAAACGAGCUGUCCUGUGAGAGGAUCACCUCCACGGUGUUCAGUGGAGAAGUCUCAAUGGACAGCGGCUCCCUUCUGAUGUCUGAGAUCAUGGACAUCCCAGAUGACAGCUCCCCCUCGGAGGACUCCUGUCUGCUGGGAGUGGGGGCGGGCGUGGGGGGGUCCCUGCGUUCCAUGGACUGCGCCGUGUACAGACCGGAGCCCCAGCCCAGCCCCAGCCUGGCUCGCCGCUGUUACCGGGGGGAGAGAUCCAGCUCCUGCUCCUCCACUCCUCCCCCGCCCCCCCCUUUCAGCACGCAGUCCGCCAGCAGCUGCACCCGCCUGGAGCAGCUAGGGGGCGCCGGCGGGGGGGUGCCAGAGAUACGGGUGCGACCCUGCACCCCGUCCCACCGCAUUUCCGAAGGCUCCUCCCUCGGCUCCCAGGGGUCCCAGCAGCAGCAGCGUCGCCACAGCGACCAGAGCCGCCCCCCCACCCCCCCGCGCGGCCUGACCCCUCACCCCCUCAUGAGGUCACACAGCGACCCCGGGCUCAGCAGCUCCAGUGACACGGGGCAUUUCAGUGGCUCCGGCGGCAGUAAGGGACUCACUGAUGAAGCCUCACAGACCUCCACUGACUCAGCUCCCUGCUCUGAAGCCUGCCUGCUCCCCCGCUCUCUCCUGGCUCCUCCCAGCCCGGUCUCCAGGAAGUGCUCUGGGAAGGGCAGGAAGCCGCCCUCACUGAAGCCCCUCCCCCCCGCGGCUCAGCUCCUCCUCUCGAAGGCGGGGACUCGCUCUCUCGGUGACCUCAAGGUGACCCGGGGGCUGGUGUCUCGGUUCCUGCAGCGCUCCAAACGCAACCUGACCACCGGAGCGGAGCAUGCUGGGAACAAGCGCAGACACGAGGGGACGAACCCCGUCGAACAGGUCCUCCGGAGCUCCCGGCUGGCCACUAGGGGGUGCUGUCAGGAAGGGAUUCACCUUCAGAGCUGUGGAGACCUGAGCUCCUCCUCUUCCUCGCUGCGGAGGCUGCUGUCACCGGGCAGGUCAGAGCACAGCCGACCCCAGAGUGUGAGCGGGCUGUACAAGGAGUCUGCGCUGUGAGGAGCUGGAGGGGAACCUCAGUACUGCCCCCCUCGACCUCGCUGAGCCCCCCAGCGCUGGAGAGACCAUCCCACGACUCUUCAGACUCAACCCGGACCCCCCCCCCCCCCGAGCUACAGAACUGGACUCCAUACCGGGUCACUGCAGCCUGUACCCAGCCCCAGGGGCAUGCUGCACAGCGGAGUGAUGACUCAGCAUAGCGGUUCAUAUUUCUAAUGAAAAGGAGUUUAUCACUGUGUUUAAAACAGGGGGGGUCUUAUUUAAUAUAAUCACAUUGUGUUUUGAAUGCUUGCUGUGUUUUAGGUUUACCUGCUAGGCUAGUCCAUGUAUUUAUAACUCUGUGUAAAAGAGUGCUUCCAGCUUUCUAUGCAGCCAAUAUUAUCCUCCCUCUCUCCCUCUCCCUCUCUCUCUCUCUCUCUCUCUCUCUGUCUCUCUCUCUCUCUCUCCCUCUCUCCUUCUCUCUCUCUCUGUCUCUCUCUCUCUCUCCCUCUCUCCUUCUCUCUCUCUCUCUCUCUCCCCCCUCUCUCCCUCUCUCUCUCUCUCUCUCUCUCUCUCUCUCUCUCUCUGCUCUCAUUGUCUGGGAUUUGGGUUCACUGUUUCCAUUUCGGAUGCAGGAUUGUGUCCCAUUGAACAGACUGUAGUUGCCUCUCUAUCCUAGUGGACGUGUAUGAACUCAGGAAUACACUUCAAACUCUUAAAAAAACAACCAAAUAUUGUGUGUGUAAUAACGAUGAUACACUAGAGCACUGUACAGAUUUCGUGUUUAUCCCACACACACGCACACUGUCACUUAUUUCCAUACUAACAUGGCAGUUAUCAGUUUGAGUUUUUACUGCAACCCUUCGAAAAGUUUACCGCAGUAAAUCUGCACAAUCUUUUAGCAGUUUUCCCCCAAUGCUUCCCUAUGCUUUACCAGACCUCUCUGUGCUUUACAAUGCUUCCCUAUGCUUUACCAGACCUCUCUGUGCUUUACAAUGCUUCCCUAUGCUUUACCAGACCUCUCUGUGCUUUACAAUGCUUCCCUAUGCUUUACCAGACCUCUCUGUGCUUUACAAUGCUUCCCUAUGCUUUACCAGACCUCUCUGUGCUUUACAAUGCUUCCCUAUGCUUUACCAGACCUCUCUGUGCUUUACAAUGCUUCCCUAUGCUUUACCAGACCUCUCUGUGCUUUACAAUGCUUCCCUAUGCUUUACCAGACCUCUCUGUGCUUUACAAUGCUUCCCUACGCUUUACCAGACCUCUCUGUGCUUUACAAUGCUUCCCUAUGCUUUACCAGACCUCUCUGUGCUUUACAAUGCUUCCCUAUGCUUUACCACACCUCUCUGUGCUUUACAAUGCUUCCCUAUGCUUUACCAGACCUCUCUGUGCUUUACAAUGCUUCCCUAUGCUUUACCAGACCUCUCUGUGCUUUACAAUGCUUCCCUAUGCUUUACCAGACCUCUCUGUGCUUUACAAUGCUUCCCUAUGCUUUACCAGACCUCUCUGUGCUUUACAAUGCUUCCCUAUGCUUUACCACACCUCUCUGUGCUUUACAAUGCUUGCCUAUGCUUUACCAGACCUCUCUGUGCUUUACAAUGCUUCCCUAUGCUUUACCACACCUCUCUGUGCUUUACAAUGCUUCCCUAUGCUUUCCCAUGCUGCCUCUGUGCUGUAUCACACUGUGCUGUGCUUUUACUGCGGGACUCUUUUAACUGAUAUAUAAGGGUAGUGGCACACGAUAGCCUAUGGCAGAUCAUUUGGGUUAUCUGUUUUGAGCCUUUAUGGCCACCGUACUGCAUCACUCCACGGGGUGACCUGCGCUUCCUUGUUUUUCUACUGGGCGGUGAGGAUGAAUUCACUGACCCUGACUGAACUCUCAAAGAGAAAAUCAAAUGAAAUGAAACCUCUUCAGAUCUUGUAUGAUGAAUUGCAAUAUAAUAAAAUCCUAUGAUAUGC
This is a messenger RNA of Acipenser ruthenus (sterlet), 6458 nucleotides long. It is a transcript of the gene entrep3, whose product is annotated as family with sequence similarity 189 member B. The record is from RefSeq and is a predicted model, not a curated record. Bases 2556 to 4523 code for a protein of 655 amino acids. NCBI's taxonomy places the organism in Eukaryota, Metazoa, Chordata, Actinopteri, Acipenseriformes, Acipenseridae. The transcript has 12 exons. Gene Ontology annotation, cellular component: membrane.